AAAUAAAAGAAGUAGGAGCUCCUGGAGGCCAACGGUGACGUCAGUAGUAGUGUGGGAAAUGAUAAUUACAGAGGCGCUGGAGCACUUCUUCAGCACAGCACACACAUUUAUUGCCUCUGUAUUGUCUGCAGAAGCCAACUGCAUUUGCUUGCUUUGGUGACAAUAGAAGCAAAAGGCCGUGCUGCUGGCUUACUAAUGAGGAGAUCAGGAGGACAGAGUCUAAACGGACAAGAGAUUGGCUUCCAUGGACACUCAGGAAAUCUAAUUUCCCUGCAGCUUUAGAGACUGGAAGCUCUCUACACGUUACUUGUAGCUGGAUCAAGCCUUGGUGGAUUUAUGCAAUUAAGUGUGUGUGCACCUUGGAGGAUAGAGGCAUUCAGGUGAUUAUCUGAUUGCCAGAAGGCUGAGCUGACACGGAUAUUUGGAAUGUGACGAGGUGCCGUUUUUUUCGUCAUGAUGAACCAGGAGAAGUGGGUCACCCUUAGCCCUGCGGAAUUUUCCCAGCUUCAGGAGUACGCUCAGUACUCAACUAAGAAGCUUAAGGAUGUUCUGCAGGAGUUUCAUGGAGACGGUGUGCUGGCAAAGUAUAACCCUGAAGAGAAACAGGAAAUACUCAAUCAGGAAAUUGACUUUGAAGGCUUCAAGCUGUUCAUGAAGACAUUUUUGGAAACUGAGCUGCCCGAGGAAUUUUGUCAACAUCUUUUUGUGUCAUUCAGUAACAAAUUCUCUCACCCAAGCCCUAGCCCUUCCACAUCAGAGAAGUCUCGUGUUGCAGGUCUAAAGCUUAUUAAAGGAAAUACAACCCCCUCAAGGGUGCCUUACCUACCAAAAAUGGAGCCCCCUGUUUCUGUGCAACUGAAAGAUAUUGUCUGCUACCUGUCACUGCUUGAAGGGGGGAGACCGGAGGACAAACUGGAGUUCAUGUUUCAUCUCUAUGACACUGAUGGAAAUGGAUAUCUGGAUAGCUCGGAACUAGAAAAUAUCAUCUCUCAAAUGAUGCGUGUAGCAGAGUACCUUGAAUGGGAUGUCACAGAACUCAAGCCUAUUCUUCAGGAGAUGAUGGAGGAAAUUGACUAUGAUCACGAUGGCACAGUGUCGCUGAAGGAAUGGACACAAGGAGGAAUGACAACCAUCCCACUGCUUGUGCUACUUGGGCUCGAAACAAACGUAAAGGAUGAUGGGCAACACAUUUGGAGACUGAAGCAUUUCAACAAGCCUGCCUACUGCAACCUGUGUUUGAACAUGCUGAUUGGACUGGGAAAGCAAGGGCUCUGCUGUUCAUUUUGCAAGUACACAGUUCAUGAACGGUGUGUAGCCAGGGCUCCUCCAUCCUGUAUCAAAACUUACGUCAAGUCCAAAAAGAACGCUGAAGUGAUGCAUCAUUUUUGGGUGGAAGGAAAUUGCCCAACAAAAUGUGACAAAUGUCAUAAAAACAUCAAAUGUUACCAGGGCCUCACUGGACUUCACUGUGUUUGGUGCCAAAUUACCCUUCACAACAAGUGUGCAUCACACAUGAAACCUGAAUGUGACUGUGGGGUGCUGAAAGACCACAUCUUGCCUCCUACGACGAUCUGUCCAGUAGUGCUGGAAAGGCAGGCGACUUUGAAAAGAGACGGUGUUUCGGGGCAGACGAAGAGAUCAGGGGACAGAGCAAAGAUGCAAAGAGCCAAUUCUGUUACUGUGGACGGUCAAGGGCUUCAGAUCACUACAAUAGCUGGAACCCAUCCUCUCCUUGUCUUUGUGAAUCCUAAAAGUGGAGGAAAGCAAGGAGAAAGGAUCUACAGAAAGUUUCAGUAUCUCCUCAACCCUCGUCAAGUCUACAAUCUUGCUAAAACUGGGCCUAUGCCAGGAUUAAAUUUCUUCCGAGAGGUUCCAGAUUUCCGAGUACUUGCGUGUGGGGGAGAUGGAACUGUUGGAUGGAUUCUGGAUUUCAUAGAUAAAGCAAAUCUCAAUAAGAAUCCUCCAGUGUGUAUACUGCCUCUUGGGACAGGGAAUGAUCUGGCAAGAUGUUUGCGAUGGGGAGGAGGCUAUGAAGGAGAGAGUCUGCUUAAAUUUCUAAAAGAUAUUGAAAACAGUACAGAGGUCCUGCUUGACCGGUGGAAGAUUGAGGUGAUUCCUAAUGACAAGGAUGAAAAGGGUGACCCUGUGCCUUACAGCAUAGUAAACAAUUACUUCUCCAUUGGAGUGGAUGCUUCCAUUGCACACAGAUUUCAUAUCAUGCGGGAGAAGCACCCUGAGAAGUUCAACAGUAGAAUGAAGAACAAGUUUUGGUACUUUGAAUUUGGCACUUCUGAAACCUUUUCUGCCACCUGUAAGAAGCUUCAUGAAUUUUUGGAAGUUGAAUGUGAUGGGAUCCAGCUCGAUUUCAGCAACAUCUCUCUGGAAGGGAUCGCAGUUCUCAACAUCCCAAGCAUGCACGGGGGCUCAAACCUCUGGGGGGAGUCGAAGAAGAGGCGCAGCCACAGGCGAGCUGGGAAGAGGAGCCCCGAAAAGCGCGUCCCCAUAGUGGAUCCGAAAGAGCUCACGUUCGCAGUUCAAGAUCCAUCUGAUCAGCUUUUCGAAGUAGUUGGACUAGAAGGAGCUAUGGAGAUGGGGCAGAUAUACACAGGUUUGAAAAGUGCAGGGAGAAGACUUGCCCAGUGUUCUUCUGCUACCAUAAGAACCAGCAAAUUUCUUCCAAUGCAAAUUGAUGGAGAACCCUGGAUGCAGACCCCUUGCACUAUUAAAAUAACACACAAGAACCAAGCUCCAGUGCUGAUGGGCCCUCCCCCAGGGACUGGGUUCUUUUCCUCCAUCAUGCGGAAAACCCGGAGCCGGAGCCAGAGCAAGGAAUAGAUCCGUUCGAUCCUACAGUACCUAACGGCCGGCAGCGCAGGCAUCUGUGCACUCCGCCCGUGUCCCGUCUUUUCUACUUCUCCGUUUUUGAUUUCAGCGUGGAAUGUCAGUGAGCGUGUGUGAUAUUUUAAAUGUUUUUGUCCAAUUCAAAAUAUUCGCAUCACAGAAUCAAUCUGUGUAUGUAUUUAUCUGUUUAUUUAUGUAUUUAUUUGUGCUUAAAACUGCUGUUUGCAUUCUUUCACAACAUGAAGGACGGGGGAAAAACGUCUGUGUCAUGGAGUGAACUGUUCCAAACCAUGGGAGUGGAGAGGAAACGAUUUCUAUGUGAGCGUUCUUGGGACAGUGCCACUGGUGGUUAAUCAUAGUGAAUUAAGUGAUGCUAGCUAAAGUGCUCUGCUUCUACUUUAGCAAAAUGAUCCUUUGUGAAAAUAUUGCUUUGACUUCAAAACAUUUGUUCAGGCAGGGCUUUGUGCAGGACUUUCAGCCUUUGAAAUGCAAUUCUAACCACACGCCUUCUUUACCAGCGAGUAAAAGUGCAAAAAUUAUAUUUUUUAAUUGCAACUUCACUAACAUGUUGCACAUCUAAAUUGCAGGCACUGCUUUACAUUAAAUAAUAGAGGUCAACAAAUCCACUCACACACUAUGGUCAUUCAUGGGCCAGUGAGUAAUGUCACAUGCUCUCUUGCAUGUACAGUAGCUCCUGGCGCACAGUACAGGUUGUACUGCACUUCAGGUUAAGUACAGUAUGCUGCAUUUCUCCAGCACUGGUUGGUUUAUUUUCAUACAGUUACUUUGGAUCUGCUAGCACAGUCCAGAACAGUAGAGGCAGGUCUAUCCAAUUAAAUUCAGCAUUUGUGGACUAAGUUUAUAUGCUCAUUUAUAAUUGAUCCCAGAUUAAUGUUAGUAUCAAAGAAAGAAGUAUAGUUUCUCGAAGAGAUCAUAAAAAAUACUGAAGAAUUCAAAAAAGGAGACAAAUAAAUGGAACUCUUCUCUUACCCAUUAACACAUGUUGUAUAUUGUCUGGUCAAAUACAGUUACAAGGUGUUAGUGCUGUUCAGAAUUAAUAAUAAGUGAUAACAUUUUAUUAUCACAUUUUGUAAGAAAAAAAUCAAAGUGUAUUCCCGUGUAAUUCCGAGAUAUUAUUUCACAAAUGCUUGGCUCCCUGUUUGUAAAAACAGCAUGUUGCUGUCAGCAUUAUUAUUGCGAUUUCCUCUUUACCCCAUGUUUCCAGCUACAGCGUUUGAGUUGCCAGAACGAGAGAAAAAAAGAGAGAAAAGCCUGUCUGGCUUGUGCCACACCUGAGUGAGAAUGUUAAUGAUGCUUUAAUGGAAAAAAAAUGCAAGCAGUUUAUUUUGCAUAUGAUAAAAAAUAACCUGAAUUAAAAGUGUUGCUAGUGAGUAUUUCAUACUCAUCUUAGUUAAGGAAGGGCCUAACUUAAUUGUGAUUUCAAUACUUCCAGCUCAAAAGAUAAAGUAUAGAUAUGUAUAUUUGUAUCACCUUUAUAUGUUUAUAUUUAUAGUCAGAUUGUCAAAAGACCAAACAUUGUGUUUUACAUGAUGUAAUAAUUCAU
Molecule: messenger RNA, 4405 nt
Organism: Lepisosteus oculatus (spotted gar)
Lineage: Eukaryota; Metazoa; Chordata; Actinopteri; Semionotiformes; Lepisosteidae
Gene: dgkb
Product: diacylglycerol kinase, beta
Biological process (GO): diacylglycerol metabolic process; intracellular signal transduction; lipid phosphorylation
Cellular component (GO): plasma membrane
Molecular function (GO): calcium ion binding; ATP-dependent diacylglycerol kinase activity
Source: RefSeq, a predicted model, not a curated record